Miscanthus lutarioriparius is the source of this 1458-nucleotide messenger RNA. NCBI's taxonomy places the organism in Eukaryota, Viridiplantae, Streptophyta, Magnoliopsida, Poales, Poaceae. The record is from the annotation of a GenBank genome assembly.
AUGGAGGCUGAUUCGAUGACGAUGGCCAUCGUUGCCGCGUUUCUUGUAUCGCUCCCGGUGCUGUAUCGUCUCCUCUUCGCCAGCGCCGGCAACAAGACGAGCAGAAAGGCCCUCCCUCCCGGCUCCUUUGGCCUACCCGUCGUCGGGCAUACGCUUAGCCUGCUUCGCGCCCUUCGCGCCAACACCGCCGAGGACUGGCUCCGCCGCCGCGCCGCGGCUUACGGCCCGGUGUCACGGCUGUCGCUCUUCCGUUACCGGACGGCCUUCCUCGUCGGCCCCUCCGCCAACAGGUUUGUCUUCACCAGCCCCGCGCUGACCACCAUGAACAGCGAGGCCUUCAGCCGCAUGGUCGGCCGGCGGACGGUCCGCGACGUGGUGGGCGACGAGCACGCCCGCGUCAGGGCCAUGAUGGUGCAGUUCCUCAGGCUGGACGCCGUCAAGAGGCACGUCGCCGGCAUGGACGCCGAGGUCCAGCGCCACCUCGAUUCGCACUGGCGCGGCCGGGGCAGCGUGGCGGUGAUGCCGUCGAUGAAGACGCUCACCUUCGACGUCAUGAGCACCGUCCUUUUCGGGCUGGGGAUGUCGAGGGACGGCGCCGACGUCCGGCGGGAGCUGUCGGCGGAGUUCCAGCAGCUGGUGCAGGGCAUCUGGGCGGUCCCGCUCAACCUGCCCUUCACCAGGUUCAGCCGGUGCCUGGCCGCGAGCCGGCGCGGGCGGCGCGCCGUCGCGGGGGUCAUCGAGGAGAGGAGGGCCAAGUUGGAGCAGGGUGAGAGCUCGCCGGCCGACGACAUAAUCACCCACAUGCUCUCCAAGGGCCUCCCCGACGAGGAGAUCACGGACAACGUCAUGUUCCUCAUGGUCGCGGCGCACGACACGACGGCAGCCCUCAUCACCUUCCUCCUCCGGCAUCUCGACGCCAACAAAGACGCCUACGCCAAAGUUCUCCAAGAGCAAGAGGAGAUCGCGCGGCGCAAGGCGGCAGGGGAGGCUCUGUCGUGGGACGACCUCUGCAGGAUGAGGUACACCUGGGCGGCGGCGAUGGAGACUCUGCGGAUGGUUCCGCCGGCGUUCAGCAUGCUGAGGAAGGCGCUCCAGGACGUCGAGUACGGCGGCUACGUCAUCCCCAAGGGGUGGCAGGUGAUGUACUCUACCAACAUGACGCACUGGAGCCCGGCCAUCUUCCCGGACCCCGGCCGGUUUGACCCGGCGCGGUUCGAGGACCCGUCGGCCAUACCGCCGUACGGCUUCGUGCCGUUCGGCGGCGGCGCCCGAAUCUGCCCCGGGAACGAGUUCGCCAAGGUGGAGACGCUGGUGACCGUGCACCACAUCGUGACGCGCUUCAGGUGGAAGCUCGCCGCCGGCUGCGACGGCAGCUUCUCCAGGUCGCCCAUACCGUACCCGUCUCAGGGCCUCCUCAUAGACAUCGAGCCUAUCGAUCAUGGAAACACCUCCCGGUGA